GUAGUGUAAAAAGUUCACACAUUUACGGCUGCUCGAUCAGACUGUGGAUUGUGCUACUGUGUGAAGUCACACAUCAUUUUCUUCUGUAUAAAACCUCUUCCGUGGAAAGCUACAUCUGAAACAGGACAAGAAUAAAUUAUGGCAGCUGGAUGGGAACCAACCAAACCAAAACAGCCCAUUGCGGCUAUGUACAAUGGUCCCGGCCCGGGUCAGUAUCUCCUACCUGGUGGCACGGGUACCCACCGGUGUGACCCUCGCAAGAGAAUGUUCCCCGCUUACAGUUUUGGCUCCCGCCAUGUGGGACUGACCGACGACUGCAGUCCGGGUCCACGCUACCUGACCAACCCACGCAUCAACAGGCACGGCCAUGCUGGGGAGCCCCACUACUCGCUCUAUGGCCGGCCUAAGGACCCCAAGAUGUUCAGUACCCCAGGCCCUGGGCGUUACUCUCCCGAGAGGGCUGGACAGACUGCCUACAAAAAGGCUGCAUCCUACUCAUUUGGUGCCAGGACAAAAGGCAGCAAACAUGAUAAGUCACCAGCCCCAAACAAUUACACGCUGCCAAGUAUUCUGGGAGGUAAAUCCAUCGCUGUGACCUCGGCCCCCAACUACUCCAUGACGGGUCGCAGCAAGAUCGGCUCCUGUGACGAGGAUCUGUCAAAGACGCCAGGGCCGGGCACGUACAAGGUCGUCGAGCCUUCUGUGUACAAGCAGAAAGAUCCCCUAUACUCCAUGACAGGGAGGAAUCAGCUACCUAGUGACUCGACGCUCAAGCCAGGACCGGGAGCUCACAGUCCAGAGAAGGUGUUCAUCAACAAGGACCAAGCACCUAAAUUUUCCUUUGGCAUCAAGCACUCAGAGUACACAACGCCUUUAAUAAUAGAUGCAUCUGAUUAAUUAUGUGAUUUUCAAAGUAAUGGGUUGUCCUAUGGGUUUGGCUCAAUACAGCGCAACAAACUGACUUAUUUAUUCACUGGUCUGUAGUCUGUAGUAUCCUCCAUAGUUUUCUGCAAGAGGGCGGAUGGAAAUGCAUGAAAAAGCUGUGGGAAACAAACUCAUUUCAGCUGUGCUGAAAAUGUUAACUCUGUAGUCAGGAAGUUAACAUAGUUUUCUGGUAGGCUGAAGUGAGUAUAGAAAUAUUUGUUUUUGCACUUUGGGUGCAGCUUGAGGGUGGCAUUUAAUCACCCAACCCGUAUAAUGUGGGAUGCUGCCGACUUCUCAUCAGUAAAAAAAGAAAUCCUUCAAUCAACUUGAUUCAGAUCAUGCCAUUUUUUAAAUUAUGGUUUUGAUAACCUUUAAGCAGUUUUUUGCCAUGGAACAGAAAAACAAUCAUGUCUGAUAAGGUUACCUGAUAAAAACUGAGAGCAUUAAUUUAAAAUGCAUGUGAUUUAAUGAAGUGACACAUUUAUGCUUCCGUUUGGUGCCAUUUGUGGUGUUUGUACAGAAAUGAUUGGACGUACUAUAAAUCAUUGAAUGAAAAUUUGAAUGUUUCAGGACAGAUGAUAUCUUCGCUGGAUGUGAAUAUUGUAAAUAGAUAUGUUGUCUUGUCCUUUUUUAUUUUUCUUGUGAUUCUCAAAGCCGACUCCGUCCAAAAUAUAGUAGAAAUUAGCAGACAUAUUUCGAAUUGGGAAAUUUAGAAUGGUGCAAAGUUUGAUAAGUGAUAAAUUCAUUGCACAACUUUUCAUUUACAUGUACGCCUUUAAAAAAAUACAUUUAUACAAGAAAGUUAAUCCAACCCCUUAGUAGAAGGUGCAUGUUUGCAAAAUGAAAUAUGCAUUGUGCAUUGAUUUGUCAUCCAUUUUUAUAGUUAAUCUUUUUACCUGAAAGCACAUUUAGGAACAGCCAUUUAACCAGUAAGCACAAGCUUGAAGAGCUGGUUUUCCUUUUUAUCUUUGUAAAUAAAAAGCACUGUGGAGUCACAUUCCGUCCAUAACGGUUUGCAAAGUGGUGUUUUAAAGUUGGUAUUUCUUUGCAGGAGCAAGUUUUGGGUCAUGUUGGAAUUUUUUUUAUUUUUGGCCAAGUAGAUAGUGAAUCAUGGAAUAUGUGUAUCCUUUAUCUUUUCUACUGCAAAUUUUAAAAAUGUUCCUCAUCAGCAUAGAAGAUCAAUAAACAUUUUGGUGUACAUAGUA
This is a messenger RNA of Acanthaster planci (crown-of-thorns starfish), 2129 nucleotides long. Its product is annotated as ciliary microtubule associated protein 1A-like. Gene Ontology annotation, cellular component: cytoskeleton. The record is from RefSeq and is a predicted model, not a curated record. NCBI's taxonomy places the organism in Eukaryota, Metazoa, Echinodermata, Asteroidea, Valvatida, Acanthasteridae.